AUGAUGUUCUCCAGUACGAAUAUGUUUGCUGUGGUGUUUGUCACUGUCCUCGUUUUGCUGCCUGUGGGUUUGUCAGCCUCUCUGACCUGCGAAGACUUACUGCGGCCUUUGGAUCAGCCGGAUCUUCAUCAUAUGGUGGGCAGAUGGGAUUUGGUUGCAGGCAGUUUCAGUGAUCCAGCGCACCUGGAGUUCUUCAAAUUUAGGAACAGCUCCAAUAUUUACAUCUCCAAUGCGACGUCAAGCUCCGACAUUACCUAUACGACCGUUGUCCAUAUGGGUGGAAAGUGCCACUACGGCACUUACAACGUCACCCUCAAAGGCAGCACCAUCGUCUUCGAUGUACGACAUCAGAUAAAAACAACUUUGACUUUGAUUUGUACAUCUUGUGCAGAUUGUGUGGUGAUGCGCUUUGACAACGGUUCAAAAAAAGCAGAACGCUUGUGGCUGUUUAGCAAGAGAAGAGAGGUGGACCCAAAGGAAUUGGAGGAAUUCAGAUCUCAAGUGGAGUGCCUGAACAUGCUUCCACCUGUUGUCAUGGAUCCCAACAAUGAGAUUUGUAAAGAACUGGGCACUGAAAAACAUCAAGAAGCCUAA
This is a messenger RNA of Menidia menidia (Atlantic silverside), 594 nucleotides long. The record is from the annotation of a GenBank genome assembly. Lineage: Eukaryota; Metazoa; Chordata; Actinopteri; Atheriniformes; Atherinopsidae.